AUGGGACAGGUCAAGAAGCUGGUGAGCCUGCCAAACUUGGUGGCCAUUGAGACGGUGGAUUCUGCUUCGCUGGCUGACAAGAUAGCAGCUGCCGCAGAAGGCGCUGGAAGGGGCGAGGGAGGCAGUGACCCCGUGGAGCUGUUUAUACAGGUGGAUACCAGCAACGAGGAGACCAAAGGUGGCGUUCAGCCGAAGGAAGCUGCCGAGCUUGCGUCGCACAUCGCUUCCUGUGGAAGCUCGGUGCGUUUUGCUGGAUUGAUGACCAUCGGGGCUCCCGGAGACUUGGGUGCCUUUGACCGCCUUCGCGCAGCACGGGAUGAGGUUGCAGCCACCCUGGGCGUUCCGGAAGACGAGAUUCGAUUAAGUAUGGGCAUGUCGGGGGACUUCGAAGAGGCCAUCCGCAAGGGCGCCACGUCUGUGCGGGUAGGCUCUCUGAUCUUCGGCUCCCGACCUGCCGCGCGCCAGCAA
Molecule: messenger RNA, 468 nt
Organism: Symbiodinium pilosum
Lineage: Eukaryota; Dinophyceae; Suessiales; Symbiodiniaceae
Source: the annotation of a GenBank genome assembly